AUGGCCGUCUACGACAAAUCGAGCAAACUUAUCGAGUGCACCUCGUUGUUUCAAGGCCGUUGCCGACUCCGAAAUCUGCACAACAUCAGCGAAACUCCGGUCGUCUCUGAAACUCCGGUUAUUGCCAAUGAUGAACCGAGCAGUGCUGUGGUAUUCGUCGGCGGUGGCCCAGUAGAAGAUCGUCACGUCCUCAAGCUUUAUGAGGGCCACAUCGAGAGCAAGCUGGUCAGGGUGUGCAAGGGCGAUCCGAACUACAACUCGUACACUGAGGUCUCUCUAACGUGUAAGAACAAGAAUAUGGACUAUAACCUGCUGACCGACGUCUAUCUGUCGAAGGCUGGCUACGAUUUGGCAAAGGAGCUUGAUAUUCGGGAAAACGACGCUGUCCUCUACGGUGUCUUCCAGCUCGGCGAUCCCACUUCUAGCAAGAAGGAGGUUCCCACCGCCGAAUCCGCGCUGUGUAUCUACUCCAUGCGUGACGUUGAGGAAAUGUUCCGAGAAAACAUCAUGACUUGCUAUCAGGGAGCCGGAAACAAGGGCCUCGAAUGGCUUAACAUCCGCCAAGAAUGCGUGUCCACGAAACUGCGAUGGGAACAACUGAAGUGUGGCAGUGACGUGAACAAGCUGAUCGGAGGAGCCAAGGCGAUUGAGUCGAAGCCCGUGCUGGAAAUGGGUGGAAGAUUCACCGCUGUCGCCGCCAACACGACCCACAGUACGACGAUCGUUUUCAUCGGAACCGAUGAUGGGCGGAUUUUAAAGACGUCCAUCCAGUACCGUAACUCGACGUUCGUCUACGAAGAGUUGCACGUCUCGCCGAAUGAGCCGAUUUUGCAGGAUAUGGAAUUUUCGGAGACCGGGAAAUACGUCUACGUCUUGACGCCGAGAAAGGUGACCCGAAUCCCCACCUCCGAGGUGUGGCUCCUUGGCUACGAGCUGCAGCGCUUGCCCGCAUUCCGCCUAUUCCGGCUAAUCAAUCUUACCUCGUCGCUGCUCUGGCAAUUACGCCAGAAGGACGUACGGCUCCUAUUGCCACCACCAACUUUGCACUUCUACGAUUGUGGGAAGUAUAAGAGCUGCUCGGAGUGUACUAGGAGCCAAUUCCCAUGCGACUGGUGCCUCGAGUCGAACGAGUGUGUCGACGGGAAGUUGACGGAGGACAGAUGCCGUCAACAGAACUUCAUCAAUGGCAUCGCGCGAAAAGGCCAAUCCCCUCCCGCCAGGGGCCCCAACCACUGCCCCUACAUCAAGGCCCCGCACGGCAAGAUGUUUGUCGGAGUUGGGGAGAAGCGGAACGUCUCCGUGAAGGUGGCCAACCUCGACCCGUCCGUCAUGCACAAAUUCCGGUGCUCAUUCCGCAUCGGGCAGCAGCUCCACGAGAAACAGGCCGCACUUGUUGAUGAUGACACCAUUGUCUGCGAUGAGAUGCGCUUCAACCAGCCCGAGCUGAAGAUGAUCAGCGGCACCGCCCCGGUGGACUUUCAAGUGAAUUGGUCAUCUCCAACUUCGGACGUGACGCACGCGUUCGAUAACGUCAACGGGACGGCUGUUGAGUUCGACUGCGGCUGGUGCGAGAAGGAUGCAAAAUGCGUACGACCCCGUGCCUGCCGUUGGCGAAGCCCGAGUGAUUGGCUGAACUCGACGCAGCUUUGCCCUCACCCCGUGAUCAUCUCCUUCGACCCGAAGAAAGGCCCGGCUCACGGCAACACGAAGAUCCGCGUCACCGGCGUGAAUCUCGGACGUUCAGCUGCUGAUCUUCGUGGAGCUGUCCUAGUUGCGAACGUCCCCUGCACCGUCCAAACAGCAGACUUCAUCUCGCCAUCCGAGUUCUAUUGCACGACGAAAAAUGCCCCAGGCGUCGGCUAUAAGGGCCCGAUGAUCCUGAAACUUCAAGAUUCCCCCAUCUACUCUGUGGUCACCACCGAGCAGUUCAGCUACGUCGAGCCGAAGAUCCUGGGCGUGGACCCGGUGGAGGGGCCGACAUCAGGCGGCACCGACCUCGUGCUCACCGGCGAGAACCUGGACUCUGGCUCCGAGAUGAAGAUCAAAAUCGGAGGGUCCGCGUGUAAAGUGUUGGAGCGGAAUGAGAGUCGAGUGUUGUGCAGGACCGGAGCAGCCCCUAUGGAGUCAGGGAUGGCCGAGAGACUAUCGGGAGAUAUGCCAAUUACCAUGGAUGUCGAUGACAAAGAGGCACACGUCCGCCAGGGGCUCAACUUCGCCUACCGGAACAACCCGAAAAUCUUUGAAGUACGGCCGGAACACUCGAUAAUGGCUGGAGGGAUUGUGGUAGAUGUGGCUGGGGAUGGAUUCAAGCUGUUGCAACGGCCACAUAUGCUGUUGUAUGCUGACGGGAAAGCACAACCGAGGAUGGACAACAUCGAGAUGAAGGUGGCCACCGAGUGCAAGGAGGCAUUUGCCGAGCUGCAGACGUCGUUGAACGCGUACUCGGCCGAGUUGCCGCUGGGCUCGUCGAUGGUGCCUUUCUUGGAGUACAAGGAAUACGCGGCCAGAGUGUUGUUCCCAAAUCUGCACAAGCACCCCGUACUCCGCGAACUUGAGGUGGACAGCACGAGGGCGGCUGCGGUGGAGAAUUCGCUGAGGGAGUUCCACAAGCUCAUCCUCAACAAGACGUUCCUCACCACCUGGGUGCGCGUCAUGGAGUCCAACAAGUACUUCCUGGGCAAAGAUCGUGUCUACGUCGGCUCCCUGCUGAUGGUCGUGCUCCAAGAGAAGAUGCCCUACUGUACCGAGAUCCUCAAACACCUUCUCAAAGAACUCAUCGAGCGGACCGUCGAGAAGAAGGUGCUGGAUUGUGAUACGGUCACGCAGGUGAAAGAAAAGUGCCUGGAGGCGAAAUUCCGCGCCAUCCCCUACUCGGAACGUCCAAAGGCCGACGAUCUGGAUCUCGAAUGGCGAACGGGGCUGAAUGGGCGGUUACUGCUCCAAGAUGUCGACAGCACAAGCCGGGUUGAGCCAUCCGGAUGGAAGAAGAUGAACACACUACUCCACUACCAAGUCCCCAACAACGCCGUCAUGGGCCUGAUGGCCAGGCAGAAUAGCUUGUACAAUUUGUCCCUGCUCUCCGAACGAAGCGAAAAAUCGACAAUGUCGAUCAAGAACUCGCCUACGCUAUCCCGGCCAUUUGGGACAUCGUCAUCGUCAUAUUCCCGCGAGCACGACACACAUAACAAGCUCUACCAUCUUGUCAAGACACCCGAACACGGCCCGAACGACUCGAAUGAGAAGAUGGUGUCCGAGAUUUACCUUACGAGACUUCUGAUGAUGAAGGGUACGCUCCAAAAGUUCAUCAACGACCUGCUGGAGGCCAUCUUCUCCACUGGGGGAAAUGCUGGGGGACUACCGUACUGUAUCAAGUACAUGUUCGACUUUAUGGACGAUCAGGCCCAAGAAAACGGGAUUACGGAUCCGGAGGUGGUGCACGCGUGGAAGAGCAACGCAUUACCUCUUCGAUUCUGGGUCAAUUUGAUCAAGAACCCGCACUUCCUCUUCGACAUUCCGAAGCCAACAAAGGUGGAAGGCUGCCUCUCCGUCGUUGCUCAAACUCUAAUGGACGCCUGCUCGACCCAAGAUCACCAACUGACCAAAGACAGCCCCUCCAGCAAGCUCCUCUUCGCCAAGGACAUCUACCAAUAUCGGGACCUCGUUGAUACCUACUACACUGAUAUCCAGCGAAUGGGCCCGAUCCCCGAUGCGGAAAUGCAGGAUAUUCUGGCAGAAGAGAGCCGGCAGCACAAGGGUCAAUUCCACGUGUUCUCAGCCCUGAACGAACUGUACAAAUAUCUCGACCAAUAUCGUGACGGGUUGAUCGAGGCCCUCGAACAUAGUGAAGCUGCGCAGGCGGCCAGGUUGCCGGCACGGUUACAGGACAUGCUGGCGAUGAUGGAGUCUCAGCACGUGCCUGACUACGACGGCUCAACCCUUGGCCAUCAGUACAAUUCGGCCAGUCGACUCAUGGGACGCCAU
This is a messenger RNA of Mesorhabditis spiculigera, 3981 nucleotides long. The record is from the annotation of a GenBank genome assembly. NCBI's taxonomy places the organism in Eukaryota, Metazoa, Nematoda, Chromadorea, Rhabditida, Rhabditidae.